GAUACGGUGGUGGUUGGCAGCCAGAAGGCGUUGCGCCGCGUGAAUUGCCAGCGUGCAAGUGUCUCAUGCAUCUAUCGGAGCUUGCUGUAAACCGGGGCCUUCUUUCGGGCACUAAAGCCGCUGUAGCUCGCAAUGGCAUGCCCCCAUAAAUAUUCAUCUAGAUAAAGAAGGCUGCCCUUGCUCUCAACCAUUGCGAGCCUCGCAUCCAUUGUCUCUCAUUUUGCAAAUAAUAAAAAUAAAUCACUUCAUCAUGGACGUACAACCCCCCGAUAUAUUCGUCCAAGAAGUCGAGACUGCCAUCGGCGCCCUCAUCCAGGCCUCCAAGCUCGGCCAACGCAUCGUCUCGUCCCAAGACAAGGGCACCAUCACCAAAGACGACCUCAGCCCCGUCACCAUUGCAGACUUUGCCGUCCAAGCCCUCUUGAUUGCCUCCUUCAAGCAAGUCUUCCCCAACGACUCCUUUGUGGGUGAGGAAGAUGCCUCCGACUUGCGGGCCAACGAUGCGUUGAUGACUCGUGUCUGGGACCUCCUCAACACCAUUGCCCAGGACGAAUUCACCCAGCAGGGCGCCUGUACGCUGCCUCAGUCAAAGGAGCACAUGUGCGACUUGAUCGACCAGGCCGGUUCGAGCAGCCCCGGCGGGCCUGGAUCCGGCAGAGUCUGGGUGUUUGAUCCCAUUGAUGGCACCAAGACGUAUGUGAGGGGCCAGCUGUACGCCAUCAACAUCGGCCUCAUUGUCGAUGGCAAGCAGGCCUUUGGAGCUGUUGCGUGUCCGAAUUUGUCAUUGCGGCACACUGGAAAUCUCAAAAACGAAAGCGCCGAUCCCAACGGUAAUGGCUGCAUCCUGUUCGCCAUCAAAGGCCACGGCGCCUUUUACAGACACUUGGAGUCGCAUCACAUCGAGUUGAAGAGCACGAUUCUUCCGAUACCGUCAACCUUUGCAGGAAACCAUUCCGGCUUCAUUACAUGCACUGGCCUGGUCGAUUCGGCUCUCGACGGUGUCCACGACGUUGUUGCUCAGCGUCUGGGCCUUCAAUUCCCUGGCAGUGACGUCGUCCCCUGGGUCGUGCGAUGGGCUGCUCUGGCGCUCAGCAUAGGCAGCGUCACUGUCUGGGUGUAUAAGCGUCGUGAUCGCUAUGCAAAAGCUUGGGACCAUGCGGGCGCUAUGCUUCUCUUUGAAGAGGCGGGCGGGAAGAUUACCGACGUGCAUGGCAAGGACAUUGACUUGUCGGCCGGAAGAAAGCUGAGCAACAACUUUGGGUUUGUGGCUGCGCCUAUAGCAUUGCAUGCCAAGGUGCUGGGUAUUGUGCAGGAUGUGCUCAAGGAGCAAGGCAGGGAUGAGUUUCUGCAGUAGCUUACAAGCUACCUUCAGAUAGUACGAAAUAGAGCAAAAGGACGAAAGAAUGGAUACAUUUUUAUACAUAUAGUCUAUGAUAUGGCGAUUUACAAAGGGCAAAUAUUAUUAUGAGUGAAACAAAAACCUCUCUACGCAGUAUACACCCCAUGGCUGACAG
Trichoderma atroviride IMI 206040 is the source of this 1514-nucleotide messenger RNA. RefSeq lists its product as uncharacterized. Gene Ontology annotation, biological process: sulfate assimilation. Gene Ontology annotation, molecular function: 3'(2'),5'-bisphosphate nucleotidase activity. NCBI's taxonomy places the organism in Eukaryota, Fungi, Ascomycota, Sordariomycetes, Hypocreales, Hypocreaceae. The record is from RefSeq and is a predicted model, not a curated record.